AUGAGUCCACUGAGUCCUUUGAGCCCAACCGGCUCGACCAAGGCCAACUUUUUCAGAAACAGAGUCCCGACACAACUACGGAGGUGUUUACCUUUGUACAUCGUUUGUGUCUGCAUAAUUCUUCUUGUUACCAACCUCGAUUGGUUCGGAUCGAUGCCAAAGCCCAAGCAUCUUUCCAAACGAGGCGGCCAAUAUUCAACAGCGAGUAAGCGUCCGGCUUUCCCCAAGAAGAUCUGGCAGUCUUGGAAGGUUGCGCCGUUCGCUUUUGAAAUCGAGCAGAUCCUCACUGCGCGUACGUGGACGGACAAGAACCCUGGGUACCGGUACGAGGUCCUCACCGAGAACAAUGACAUGGAAUAUGUCGAAGAGCACUACGGCCCCGACGGCUUCGACCGCCCAGACAUCGUCGACAUGUACCGCAACGUGAACGCAACCAUCAUCAAGGCCGACCUCCUCCGCUACAUGAUCAUGUACGCCGAGGGCGGGGUCUACGCCGACAUCGACGUGGAGGACCUCCGACCCGUCAGCCGAUGGAUCCCGGAACGGUAUGCGGAAGCCGACAUCGACCUCGUCAUUGGCGUCGAGAUCGAUCAGCCGCACUUCAAAGACCACCCGAUCCUCGGCAAGAAGUCCAUGUCUUUCUGCCAGUGGACCUUCAUGUCGCGGCCCGGCCAUCCCGUCAUGCUGAAGCUGGUCGAGAACAUCAUGACAUGGCUCGGCGACGUCGCCAAGUCGCAGGGCGUGUCCAUCUCGGAGGUCAAGCUCGACUUCGACGAGGUCAUCAGCGGCACGGGGCCGUCGGCCUUCACGAGAGCCGUGCUGGAGGUGAUGAGCGCUCGUUCUCGAUCGGGGACGGUAACGUGGGACGCCUUCCACGACAUUGACGAGUCCAAGGUCGUCAGCAACAUCCUGGUCCGCGACGUCGAGUCCUUCGCCGCCGGCCAGGGCCACUCCGAUUCGGGGAACCACAACUCCAGAGGCGCCCUGGUCAAGCACCACUACCACGCGUCCAACUGGCCCAGCCGGCACCCGCGAUUCAGACACCCCAUCUUCGGCGAGGUCGAGAGGUGCAACUGGAACAUCGAGUGCGUCAUGAAGUGGGACCAGGACAUCGCUGCAUUCAACUCGCUCUCCCUCGAGGAACAGAAGCAGACCAUCGAAGAGCACGAGAAGCUCCAGAAACUUCAGGCACAGCAGGCACAGCAGGCGCAGAAGAAGGCGGAUCAGCAGAAGGCCGCCGGGCAGAUGGCAUUGCAGCCCCCACCCCAGCAGCCUCUCCAGAUUCCGGCGGCUCAGCCUGCGCAGCAGGAGGAACUGAAGAUCAAGUGA
This is a messenger RNA of Colletotrichum higginsianum IMI 349063, 1329 nucleotides long. RefSeq names its product Glycosyltransferase sugar-binding region containing DXD domain. Gene Ontology annotation, cellular component: mannan polymerase complex. Gene Ontology annotation, molecular function: alpha-1,6-mannosyltransferase activity. The transcript has a single exon. The record is from RefSeq and is a predicted model, not a curated record. Lineage: Eukaryota; Fungi; Ascomycota; Sordariomycetes; Glomerellales; Glomerellaceae. Gene Ontology annotation, biological process: protein N-linked glycosylation. Bases 1 to 1329 code for a protein of 442 amino acids.